GCAGCUUCCUGAGAUUUGUUUCAGAUGGAAUGGCAGAUCCUGCUAGUUAUGGCAACCCUGACCGUGACAUUGAGCAGGCACUCAUUGCUCUGAAAAAAGGUACCCAGUUAAUCAAGUACAGUCGGAAGGGAAAGCCUAAGUUUUGUCCAUUCAGAGUUUCUCCAGAUGAAACCACACUGAUCUGGUACUCGAACGGAGCAGAAAGGAAUCUGAAGUUGUCUUCUGUUUCACGGAUUAUCCCUGGGCAAAGAACCCCUGUCUUUAGAAGGUAUUUGCGCCCUGAGAAGGAAUAUUUGUCAUUUUCACUUUUGUAUAAUAGCGGCGAAAGAUCUCUUGAUCUGAUCUGCAAGGACAACAUUGAGGCAGAGGUGUGGCUUUCAGGCUUGAAAGCUUUAAUCCCAACAGGUCAAAAUUGUAGUAGACGUACUCGGAGUGAUAUUUCUUAUUUAAAUGAUGGUCGUAGUGAUUUCAUUCAAAGUGGGCGUGCAUCUGGUGCAAGUCUAGAGUUCACUCCUAAUAUUCCCCGCAACAGUAGGGUCUCCAUUGAUUUUAGUUGUAGUGAAACUUCUUUAUAUUUACCGAGCUCAGAUGUGGGGUCUGAACGUGCAAUUAUGCAAGUAAGAACAAGCACUGGAGAUGGUUUCCGAAUUAGUGUCUCAAGCACUCCUAGUUGUUCAAGUCAAGGCUCUGGACCAGAUGACAUAGAAUCAUUGGGUGAUGUUUAUGUCUGGGGAGAAGUUUGGUCUGAUGGAGUUGCAACUGAUGUAUCUGGGACUCCAAUUGCUACCAAAAUUGAUGUACUGACUCCUAAGCCCUUGGAAUCAAAUGUUGUUCUUGAUGUUCACCAAAUUGCUUGUGGCGUCCGACAUGUUGCUCUUGUUACCAGGCAAGGUGAGGUUUUCACCUGGGGGGAGGAAUCUGGAGGCAGACUCGGUCAUGGGAUCGAAAAAGACUUCAGUCGCCCUCGUCUUGUUGAAUUUCUGGCAGUUACUAAUGUGGAUCUUGUUGCAUGUGGUGAAUAUCAUACAUGUGUUGUAUCUACAUCUGGUGAUUUAUAUACCUGGGGUGAUGGUAGCCAUAAUGUUGGACUUCUUGGCCAUGGCAGUGAUGUUAGCCACUGGAUACCAAAAAGAGUUUCGGGUCCUUUGGAAGGACUUCAAGUUUUUUCUGUUGCAUGUGGCACAUGGCAUUCAGCAUUGUCAACUUCCAGUGGAAAGUUAUUUACAUUUGGUGACGGAACAUUCGGUGCUUUAGGCCAUGGUGACCGAGAAAGUGUUCCAUAUCCCAGGGAAGUGCAAUCAUUGAGCGGACUAAAGACUAUAAAGGUUGCAUGUGGAGUAUGGCACACUGCAGCUAUUGUGGAGUUAACAGACCAGUCUGGUGUCACUAUUUCGUCAAGAAAAUUGUUCACUUGGGGUGAUGGUGAUAAAAAUCGACUAGGUCAUGGAAACAAGGACACUUGUCUGCUUCCAACACUUGUCUCUGCACUUAAUGACUACAACUUCCAUCAGCUAGCUUGUGGACACAACAUUACAGUUGGCCUUACUACAUCUGGUCAUGCCUUCACCAUGGGCAGUACUUCAUAUGGUCAGCUGGGCAAUCCACAGUCGGAUGGGAAGUUACCUUGCCUAGUACAAGACACAUUGGUGGGUGAGUUUGUUGAAGAAAUAGCAUGUGGUGCGUAUCAUGUUGCUGUCCUGACCUCAAGAAGUGAAUUAUUCACUUGGGGUAGAGGUGACAAUGGAAGAUUGGGACACGGAGACACAGAAGAUCGGGCCACUCCAACUUUGGUUGAAGCACUAAAAGAUAGGCAUGUGAAAAAUAUAGCAUGCGGCUCAAACUACACUACAAGUAUAUGUAUUCAUAAGUGGGUCUCCGGCUCUGAUCAAUCUGUUUGUUCUGGUUGUCGACAAGCAUUUGGUUUCACUAGAAAGAGACACAACUGCUACAACUGUGGAUUGGUGCAUUGCCAUGCUUGCAGUUCCAGAAAAACAUUGAAAGCAGCAUUGGCUCCAACUCCAGGGAAACCACAUCGUGUCUGUGACUCUUGUUAUGUGAAACUCAAAAAGGCUGCUGGUAACACCUCGGCUUUUAGUAGGAAAGUCACUGCCCCUCGUCGUUCCAUAGACAGUAGUACUAGGUUAGACAGAGGAGAGGCAAGGACAUCUAGAAUUCUGCUAUCACCCACAACUGAACCAAUCAAGUACCUUGAGGUGAAGUCUGCAAAGCCUGGGACCAAAUCUGAUUCUUAUUCCAUAGUGCGAGCUUCCCAAGUUCCAUUGCUUUUACAACUUAAAGACAUUGCAUUUCCCAGUUCACUUAGUGCUCUUCAAUCUGCUUUGAAGCCUGUUAUAACAACACCUCAGCCGCAGCUUGAGUCUCAUCCUCCACAACAGCUCCAGCCUCUUCCUCAGCCUUCAUCCUCUUCAAGACCUGCUUCACCAUACUCGAGGAGACCGAGCCCCCCACGGUCUACCACUCCUGUAUUUUCUAGGGGUAUCAUUGAUAGUCUCAAAAAGACAAAUGAGCUUUUGAAUCAAGAAGUUUCCAGACUACAAAACCAAGUUAAAACUUUAAAGCAGAAAAGUGAAGUCCAAGAUACAGAGAUUCAAAAAUUACUGAAAAAUGCUCAAGAGGCUGCUUCUUUGGCUGCUGAUGAAUCUUGCAAGUGUACUAUUGCUAGAGAAAUCGUCAAAUCCAUCACAGCUCAGUUGAACGAAAUAGCAGAGAAGCUGCCUCCUGAGAUUUCUGAAAGUGACACCUUUAAAGCUAUCCAUGCUCGCGUUGAAACUUUUCUGACUACCAAUGUAACUCAAAUAUCUGAAGAUCAUUCUUCUUUGCUACCAGAGUUGGUCAGAGGCCAACAAAAUGUGCCUCAUAAAGCUUGUUCAGUCAAUAAAUUUGCUGACAGGAUGGAGGAUCAUGUGGACACUCUAGGUACUCCACCAAACAGUAAUGGAUCCUCUGUUUCUGGCUCAAGAGAAGCUGCCCCUCAACACACAGAAAAUGACUCAACAUCACCUAAAGUUGCAAAUAGUGAGAGACAAAAAGAAGUAAUUGAACAAUUUGAACCUGGUGUGUAUGUAACUCUCAUACAACUUGAAGAUGGAACCAAGAUCUUCAAGCGAGUGAAAUUCAGCAAGCGAAGGUUUGCAGCACAGCAGGCAGAAGAAUGGUGGAAGGAUAACAAAGAUAGGCUGCUUAAAAAGUACAGCACAACCAAGCUAACCAGCACUCCACCUGGACCAUCUGGGACUCCGCUACGUGCUGAGGAAAAUAAUGAAGAAGCACCAUCUUCUUAGAACUAGUUUGUUAGUUUAGACCCUUCAAAUGCAGGAAUUUCAGUACAUAGGGAGAAUGACCGUCUCUGUGAUGACAAUCUUGUAGAGCCAAAAUAUUUGUUUUUCGAAUGGAACUGACUUCGUUUGAGAUGGAUAAAACAAAAGGAUUCUUUCUCCACAUUCACUUUGAAUGUGAAGUACAACAAGAUCGAGUUUUUAUGACCAGAGGCAGAACAAGUAACCUGUAGCUUUUUUAUUCAGUUGGUUCUGUUUUCUUGAGUACUGUAGUAUUCUCGGCA
This is a messenger RNA of Ilex paraguariensis (yerba mate), 3580 nucleotides long. The record is from the annotation of a GenBank genome assembly. Lineage: Eukaryota; Viridiplantae; Streptophyta; Magnoliopsida; Aquifoliales; Aquifoliaceae.